Necator americanus (New World hookworm) is the source of this 1566-nucleotide messenger RNA. RefSeq lists its product as uncharacterized. NCBI's taxonomy places the organism in Eukaryota, Metazoa, Nematoda, Chromadorea, Rhabditida, Ancylostomatidae. The record is from RefSeq and is a predicted model, not a curated record. The transcript has 2 exons. The coding region runs from base 1 to 1566 and encodes 521 amino acids.
AUGAUGCAAGCCAAGAAGAUCAAAUACGACGUCAUAGGACUGAUCAAGACGAGACGACGUCACCCUCUCUACGCCGUAUAUGAGACUGGAGAAGAAUUGUUCUUAGGAACAUGCGACAGUAGAGGUGUUGGCGGAGUUGGCGUCCUCCUCAACACGAAUGAGAACAUGUGGUCCAACACCAGCUUGACUAUCUUCGUCGCUUACGCUCCAACAUCAAGCUACGAAGAAGAAGAAGUUGAAGCUUUCUAUAUGGACCUGGAAAAGUUCUACCGAGAAGAUCAUGCCUUCUACAAGGUCAUAAUUGGCGAUUUCAACACCAAAGUUAGCCCAAGAAGAAAACCUGAGGAACUUCACAUCGGGACCCACGGCUUACAAUGGAAUGACCAGGGGGAGAGGCUCUCCGAGUUCAUCAUGACGACUAAGACCAUCCAUGGGAACUCGCAAUUCCAGAAUCCCUCCUCUCUACGCUGGACGUGGGAGUCACGCGGUGGAGGGUUCCGUAAUGAAAUAGACCACGUCAUCGUCAAUAAAAGAUUCUGCCUGACGGACGUCGCUGUUGUGCCAAAGUUCUAUACGAGAUUGGACAACAUCGACGAGGAAUAUAACUGGCUCGUUGAACACCUUCACAACUGCGCGAAGAAGGCUGAGAGUUUUAAAACCACCAAGAGACGCCUGUCUCUUGAAACUCUUGAGCUGAUACACCAGCGUGGAGCAGCACGAGCCGCAGGGAACCAAGAACUCACGUGCGAGCUCGCGAGGCUUUGCAGAGAGGCGAUAACGGAAGACCUUAAAGAGAGAAGAGCAGAAGUGCUGGCGGCUGAAACUGCAGAGGCGGGGAAAAGCAUCCGCUAUGCCCGUCGAGACUUCGCCAGUCGCAAGACGAGGAUGACUGCUCUCCGGAACCCAAAGGGAACAGCCAUUGCAUCGAGAAGGGGGAUGGAGAAAAUCAUCUACGACUUCUACUCUGAUCUCUUCGACAGCCAUGUCCACUUGCCUCCUCACCAUCUGAGGGAAGAUGGACAAGUCAUUCCAGAGGUUCUCCCGUCCGAAAUACGACAUGCUAUAAUGUCGGUAAGAAAUCGUACGGCACCCGGCAGAUUAUUUUCCGACAGAAUAAGACCAGAACACCUGAAGAGCCUUCCGCCAGUACUCAUCAACACCCUGGCGAGGCUCUUUACACGUUAUCUGUCGGAAUGCAAGGUUCCUAAACAGUGGAAGACCAGCAAGACCGUGUUGUUGUAUAAAAAGGGAGAUCCACAUGACAUCGGCAACUAUCGCCCAAUCUGCCUACUGUCCGUCAUCUACAAGCUCUUUACAAGAGUAAUCCUUAAUAGGAUUGAAAGAGUCUUGGAUGAAGGACAGCCAUGCGAGCAAGCAGGGUUUCGAAAAGGAUUCAGCACGAUUGACCACAUUCACACUGUUUCGAAACUCAUCGAGGUAUCACGAGAGUACAAGAUGCCGCUCUGUCUCACCUUCAUCGACUUAAAGAAGGUUUUCGACUCGGUUGAGACGGAAGCCUUGGACAACCAAGGCGUCCCUACUCAGUACAUAAAGGUACUUAGAUAG